AUGGGAGGAGCAACGGGGGAGGACGCGGGGAAGGGGGAAACAGCGCAGGUGGCGGGGGAGGACGCGGGGAAGGGGGAAACAACGCAGGGUGCGGGGGAGAACGCGGGGAGCGGGGCGGCAACAGCGCCCGGGGCGGGGGAGAACGGGGGAAGCGGGGCGGCAACAGCGCAGGGGGUGGGGGAGGAGCGGGGCGAGGCGGCGACAGUGCACGGAGUGAUGCGGGAGGGAAUGGCGGUGCUGAUUGACGUGAACGGCGAAAAGGCGUCCUUCGCCAUGCUGCAGCGCAACAGGUGCGCCUCGCCGCUUCUGUCCCCUCUCUCCCCAUCUCCCUUCUCAUUUGCCACCUCCGCUUCUCCUCUCUUUCUUCUUCCCUCUCUCCCUCUUCCCCCGCUUCCCCGCCUUUCCCCAUUUCCCCCCUCCUCCCCAUCCCCGUUUCUUCGCUCCUUCCUCCUGCUUCUUCGCAUGCGCUCUUGGGCAAUAGCAGUGCUCCCUUGCGCCCCUCAUAGGCCCCUUUCGUCUCUCCUUCUUCUCCCCUUCAUCAUCUCUUCUUUCCCUGCCAACUGUUUCCCAUUUCCUCCUUCCCUCAUGCCCGAAUUCCCCCAUUCCCCCCUCCUCCCCUCUCCACGCCCCCACCCCCCCAGCACGGUGCGAGUGGGCAAGCAGCAGUGCUCCCUCGCGCCCCUCAUACCGCUCACGGUGCGAGUGGGCAAGCAGCAGUGCUCCCUGGCGCCCCUCAUAGGCUGCCCCUUCGGGUCGGUCUUUGAGCUGCGCAUGGGGGGCGACGAGGGCGCAGAGGGGGGCGGGGGGAAGGGGGGAGGAGGAGAGGGGGAAGGCGGAGAGGGGAGCCAAGCGAAGGACGCGGGAGGGGAGGGGGAGGAUGAUAAGGGCGAUGGGGGGAAGGGCGGAAGGGGGAAAUGGGGUGGCAGGGGGGGAGGAAGAGGUGGAUGGGGGAGGGGAGGGGGAGGGGGGAGAGGAGGACGGAGGCCGCAGCUGGUGCGAGUGUCAAAGGAGCAGCUGAGGGAAGCAGAGAUGGGUGCUGCAGAGGGCAGCAGCGAUGGGGUGAAGGACAAUCGCAAUCUGAUUGACGAUAACACGGCGCAGAAGCUAUCGGCCAGUGAGAUUGAGGCACUCAAGAGGCAAGCAGCAUCGGGGCAUGAGGUGGUGCGGGCUCUGGCGGCCAACAGCGUCUCCUUCCACACCAAAACCGACUUUGCCCAGGAGAAGUAUCUGAGGAAGAAGCAGAAGAAGCACGCUCCCCGCCUGGUCGCCCGCUUUCCCACAGCUGACAGCGUGUGUGAGGCAUACUUCGCCAAGGCGCCUGCCAGGAUUGGAUUCCUGCGUCCCGACAGCCUGGCGAUGCUGCUAGCAAUGGCCAAUGUGGGAGCGCACUCGCAGCUGCUAGUGCUGGACGGCACAGGGGGGCUCAUCACGGCUGCUGCCGCCCAGAGGAUGGGAGGCCAUGGCGCCAUCUGCAGCGCCUUCUAUGGCUCGCAUGUGUCCCACGCGCCCUCCAUCGACAUCAUCCGCCAUCUCAACAUCUCCCUGCCCGCCGCUGCCAUGUCAGUUGCUCUGCCGUGUGGAAUGGCAGUCAUGCAGCAGUGGCUAUGGGGACACGGCAGGCUCGCCAGUCUCAUAGUGACAGAGCCUGCUCGCUGCCCCUCUGCCUGCCAUGCUCCCUCAAUCUCAUGCCCCAAUCCCCUCUUUUCCCUACCCCUAUUUCAUCCCUCCCCAUGUCUAUCCCCUACACCUCCCCAGUCUCAUAGUGGCAGCGCCUGCUCUCUGCCCCUCUGCCGUGCUACAGCAGCUGCUGCCGCUGCUGCAGCCGUCUGCAGCCUUCGUGUUGCAUCACACCACGCUGCAGGUGAGCGGGUGGAUGGAGAGCAGGUGAGAGGGUGGAGAGCAGGUGAGAGGGUGGAGAGCAGGCGAUUGGGUCCUCUUUUAAGGCACCUCACAAGUACGCCGUCCUCCUUUCCCCACCCCUUGCAGCCGUUUGCUGAGGCAAUGCAGCCGUCCCUCAAGGCGCCUCAAAUGCCACUCGCAUCACGUGCGCUUGCUUUCCCUUCCCUCGCCCCCACCUUGCACCCCACAUGCCUGCCUUUCUCACCCCUGCAGCCGCCAGCAGAGGAGAUUUGGGCAUCAUUUGUACGCUUGCUUUCUCUUCCUUCGCCCUGCUUGCACCAUACACGCCUCCCUUUCCCCACCCCGACAGCCACUAGUGGAGGCAAUGCGGGAAGCAAGGAGCAGCACAGUGGCGAUUCAUGA
Molecule: messenger RNA, 2262 nt
Organism: Closterium sp. Naga37s-1
Lineage: Eukaryota; Viridiplantae; Streptophyta; Zygnematophyceae; Desmidiales; Closteriaceae
Source: the annotation of a GenBank genome assembly